This is a messenger RNA of Corticium candelabrum, 1429 nucleotides long. Its product is annotated as A disintegrin and metalloproteinase with thrombospondin motifs 5-like. NCBI's taxonomy places the organism in Eukaryota, Metazoa, Porifera, Homoscleromorpha, Homosclerophorida, Plakinidae. The transcript has 5 exons. The record is from RefSeq and is a predicted model, not a curated record. The coding region runs from base 1 to 1224 and encodes 407 amino acids.
AUGGCGACGAAUGUCUCUAGUACGAAAGCUUCUACAACGGAUUCGACAACAACGUCUCCUCCGCCCACUCCCGUCGACGGCGACUGGAGUAGAUGGAGCAGAUGGAACGAAUGCGAUCAGCCAUGUGGGGGUGGAGACCAAACUCGUGUUCGUCAGUGCGACAACCCUCGACCACAAAACGGCGGACGAAGCUGCUCGGGAGAAGAUAAACUCACUAAGCGAUGCAACACGCAACCGUGCCCUCCCGGUGCUAUUAAUGGCGGUUGGGGCAACUGGGGCAGAUGGACGCAAUGCUCGAAAACGUGCGGCGGCGGGCACCAAGUGAGGGAAAGGCUGUGCAACAAUCCGCCUCCGAGCAAUGGAGGAAUGAAUUGCCUAGGCGACAACGUCAACAAAAGCGAAUGCGAAAUGCAAUUGUGCCCACUUUAUGUGGUGAAGGGAACGGUGAAAGAUGCUACGGAUAAUAAUCCAAUCAAGGAGGCGUCCGUUACGUUGGCUGGUCAUACUACACUGACUGAUGAUAAAGGAGAGUAUUUGCUGAGGAAUAUACCGGGGGGAACUAAGACGUUGGUGGCUAGUGCGUCGAAAUAUGCGAUUAACUCUCGACGGAUUCUCGUGCAGAGCAGCAUACCGAAGGGAGCAUCGGAUAUACUGCUGUCGCCGAUUAUUGCUAAAGAUGCUUUUCGUGUUGUGUUGACGUGGGGAGACGAUCCAGUCGAUCUCGAUCUCUACGUAUUAACACCAUACAGAGGCUGUCGAAUCUACUACAACAACCUCAGAUGCAAAGGAUCGGGCGACAGCAAAUUCGAAGGAGACCUGGACGUCGACGAUGUAGACGGAUUCGGACCGGAAACCAUUACACUGAGAGAGCCGUAUUGUGGUGACAAGUAUGUCGUGUAUGUUGGUAUCUUCAGUUCGGGGGCUGAUCCGAAGGGAAGCUUCACGACGAGCCAGGCACGUGUUCAACUCUUCAACAGCACGACGCUCGUCGAGACGGUGCAAGUGCCGGUGAGCGGUUACGAUCGGUUGUGGCAGUUUUGGCACGUGCUCAAUAUCGAACCCGGAAAGAAGGGGAACGUUCCGUACACGUUGGUCAACAAGGUGCGGAGCGGGGCCCCCGCAAGGAGUGUGGCGAAUCAGAUGAGCAUCAGUGAUCGAGCUCGAGCGUGCAGAGUGAAAGCAGACAGCGGUGGAUCUAGUGACAGCGAUUCUGACGAUGAAUAGAAAUUUACAAUUUUAGAGUAUUUUAGUGUAACGUGUGGAUGUAGGUAUAGAGACGGGUACACGUGUACAAGGAUGCGUAUUGAAAUUGAUCGGAUUUUAGUGCCAUAGAUAGACUCGAUGACAGAAAGUGAAUUAACACGAAUGCUUAUGUUUUAUUAGCGCAAAUGAUUAUGAUGUAAAGCUACGUAUUACUAUAUUAUUAUUA